AUGAGAGCAAUACCCAUGGGGGAAAUUCUCAAUCGUACAAAAGUCUCGUGCUCUGGUUCUUUCCUCAGAAUAUCAGCUGCUACAGGAUCAGUUCUUAGAAGAAGGGAGCAGCUUCCUUUACAAAUAUACAAAUUUUUUCAAUAUAAUGCUAGGACCUUGCAGAUGAAGUGUAGAGCAUGUCAAAUGUAUAGUUUUGGACCUGCCACAAUAGUCCAUCAAUCAAUCAUCCAGAAGAAAAUCGAUACAAUCCCAUACCUUCAGCCAACGUGCGAAGCCUCGGCAGCCCCACGGGUACCGCAUCCAUAUACACCGAACCAUUCCUUCUCUCGCCCACCUCACCCACCCCGCCGCCGGGAAACGUCGUCACGUCCGGCAAAGACGCCGAACCACGGCGGUAGGGCCCCCCGUCCCCCUUCCUCCGCCUCCCGGAAGGAUACUUCCUCACGAGCUCCGCCGCGUCUCCGCCGUCCUCCCCCAUCGCCGCGUCCUCUCUAUCUCUCUCUAUCGCCUUGGCAAACUCGAGCAGCUGGUUCAGAGUUUUCCGGUGCAUAUAGUAUGCCGAAACCGCCACAAACGACGCUCCAAAGAGAGCCGCCAUUGCUAGAUGAAGCGAAUAAACAUCCAUUUUCGGCUGUGAUGCAGAGCGAAGCUGCAACUAUGCAAUUGAAAAACCCUACUGCUGAGGAUAGUGAGAGAGUGCCCUGUUUUAGUGGUUUGUUGACAGGGGAGAAGAGAGAAAGGGGCGAGCUGAUGGGGAAAAUGGAAUAUUUCUAUGAGUUUUUGCUCGACCAACGGGAGAAGAGUGAAAAGCUUCAAGGCCGGACAUCCAAGAACAUUUGCAUAACACAUGAAACUACAAUACUGCAUAAGAGCCUCGACCAAUGGGAGAAGAUUUUCAACUUGGGGUUCGUCUAUCUUGACCCACCCCUCCUCGGCUGCACGCUCGAGGCCCAACUUGUACGUGGUGCUAAGCCCGUCCUUAUGGUCCAUCUCCUCGGCUCAUCCCCACAGUUUCGUAAAAUUAGAAAAAUGUCGGGUGACGAAAGAAAAGAGAGGGAUUUGGAUCUCACCUCUCCUGAAAUCGAUGGGAUUCGCAUGCAAGAAACCGAAGAAGGUUUCGGAAGGGAGUCUUUCACCAGAGCUUCUGUUUCAACAAUGAGGGCCAAGGUGAAGCAUCUCGAUUCGAUCCUUCGUUUAUCUCUUGCUCUCUGUUUGUUUAUUUCCGUGCUGUUUUCAUGGGGUUUUGCAGUGGAAGAAGAAGCGUAUGAGGAGGUUGAAGAGGAAGCGCAGAAAGAUGAGGCAGAGAUCCAAAAUUCGCGUGCUUUUGUGGAUUCAUCCCGGCCUGAUGGCACGGGCAAUUGA
Molecule: messenger RNA, 1362 nt
Organism: Striga asiatica
Lineage: Eukaryota; Viridiplantae; Streptophyta; Magnoliopsida; Lamiales; Orobanchaceae
Source: the annotation of a GenBank genome assembly